AUGAUGGGCGUUCGUCGGUUUGUUUUGGCUGCUUUAUUCGCACAUUGCCUCGCCAGCGAAACCACCUUCAGCGUCAACGAUGACCUCUUCGCUUUCCCACAGUAUUCGGUCGAAUUCGCGGACGCGUACAUCCUAGAAGCCGAUGCAGCAGCCUACUUGGCGAACGAUGGAACGAAGCUUGCUGGCCAUGCCGAAGUACCCUCGAAACUGGAUCAUAACACCUAUGGGUCAGAUGCAGGACAAGACUCCCGCCCAAGUGGCACGUACGAACGUCUCCUCCUCGAAGGCUACCCGCACCUCUGCUUCAUUCCAGAAGCCAAGUCGGGCGCCGACAAUGCCACCAAGCAAGAACCAUCCGCCACAGACCGUGAGAAAGAGUUGGACCGUGCAGUCAUUCGAGGAUCAGAGCUGCUGCAGGGCAUGGCAUCGAACCAAUGCCUCUAUUACUCUACCGGCUGGUGGACAUAUUCAUUCUGUUACAACGCGCAAGUGACGCAGUUCCACGCACUGCCACCGGGAACGAACGGGCGCGUGUGGCCUCCGCAAGAGGAUCCUACUGUACCCAGCUUCGUCCUGGGCAGGUUUGAGGGACAGAAGAAUAAAAAGACCGCCGAACACACCUCUUCGGAGCAAGCGGUCUCUACAGAGGUCCAGACACAAGCAGAGACCAAUUACCUUGUUCAGCGCCUCGAAGGGGGGACGCCAUGUGAUCUGACGGGCAACAACCGCAAGAUCGAGAUUCAAUUUCACUGUAACCCCCAACUUACUGACCGUAUCGGCUGGAUCAAAGAGACGGCGACGUGCGCGUACUUGAUGAUCGUCUACACCCCGCGACUAUGCAACGAUGUCGCCUUUCAACCUCCCAAAGAGAGUCGUGCACAUUCCAUUACUUGCACCGAGAUCAUCUCGGAAGGAGAAGUUGAGUCGUGGGAGGCCCGUGGUGAAGAACUAAGUCCAAGCCAGACACUUGAACCAGGUGAAUCUCAACGGAUCGUCCUCGGCAAUGUCGAAAUCGGAGCGAAGAAAUACAUUGGCCACGAGGGCAAGAAGCUUGAGCGAGGGCGUAUUGUGCUCACGCAAGACGAGAAGGCAGAUAUCCUCAUCAUGCAGAAGAACGGACAAGUUUCGAGUUUGUCCGCGGCAGACAUGAAGAAGCUUGAUAUUAGUCCAGAGGAAGUCGAAUCAUUCCGUAUAGAACUCCAGAAGAUGGCGGGUACCAAAGACUGGAAGAUUGAACGACUCGACGACGUCAACGGCCACAUCCAACUACGAGGUGUAGUUGCGUCGGACGAUGAGGAAGAGGGCGAGGGCGAGGCCAAGACCCCAGAGGACGCCAAAUCAGCUGAAACCAACGAGGACGAAGGAGCAGAAGUCGCUGGGAGUCAAGAAGAAUACAAAGGAGAAUUGUGA
Messenger RNA from Exophiala spinifera, 1410 nucleotides. RefSeq lists its product as uncharacterized. The transcript is spliced from 2 exons. Lineage: Eukaryota; Fungi; Ascomycota; Eurotiomycetes; Chaetothyriales; Herpotrichiellaceae. Gene Ontology annotation, biological process: retrograde protein transport, ER to cytosol; endoplasmic reticulum unfolded protein response. Gene Ontology annotation, cellular component: endoplasmic reticulum lumen. The record is from RefSeq and is a predicted model, not a curated record. The coding region runs from base 1 to 1410 and encodes 469 amino acids.